UGGCAGAGUAUGAAUAGAUAAAAAAAAUUAACACAGAAAAUGAAAAAAAAAAAAAAAUCUUCACUCUCUUCAUCUAUCUCUCGACGAAAACAGAUGAGAACCAAAACAUCGGUUUGAUCGAAAUCCCUAGAAUCGCUGCAUCUCCUCCUCUUUCUCUCUCUCUCUCUCUAGGGUUUAAGCGCCCACGACCUGGUCUUUCACAGAGCUCUAUCAAUGGCGAAACCUAAAUCCGUCGAUCCCUCCCUCUGGUGGGAUCCGUUUGGCUCUCUUCUCACCGAACUCGAGAAUGCAUCUCUCUCCGAUGACCUCCCUCAGCCCAUCGCGGACAAGUUGGAGAAAAACCACGCCUGGUUCGUAAACACCCUGUCGAUGUUCAAGUCACCGAGUGGGAAAUCAAAAGAUGCUUUGCAUUCGGAUGUAGUCAAGGUUAAUGAGCACCAGCUGAAUCUAGAUGAAAUUCAAUCAUACAUCCUCGUGGAAAGAUCGACGAAGCAGGAGUAUAGAACAACUGACUCGGAGGCACAACCAAGGAUGGUGAUGCCUUUGUGGAAAGCCAAGUUGGAGGAACCAAAACAAGAUCAGUCUAAUGCUUCAGUGAUGAUUGUUGAUAACUCCACAAGUGCAGGAGGGCGAGAAGAAGAAGAGGAUAUAUCUCUCAAGGAAGGCGUUGGGUUCAAAUAAAUAGGCGUAAGUUUUGAACUAUUUUAGCUUUUAAAAAUUCAGUAACAAUGAAAAAUUGUUACAAGAAGAAGGCAUAGAAGCUAUUCUCUUUUAAUUAGAAACAUAAUUUUGUUUAUGUAUUAAUCUGAAUUUGUAAUAUAUAUAGAAAAAAAAAAUUAAGACACUUAUCAAAAUGUCUUCAUUGUAUGCUUAAAAAUAAAAAAAAUCUUACAAAGUGUUUUAACUACAUAAAGUGUACAAAAUAUUAAUAAUUAAUCAUUAAGACUCCUUUUUGUGGUGUUACCAUUGAAAUUGCUUUAAAGGUUUUUCUAUAUCGUAAAAGUGUGGAAUUUUACAAAGACUUCCAAAUAAAAUCAGAAAUCAUGAGAAAAAAAUAGAAUUUAUGCCUAAAGACAGUGUUCUGUUGCAGUUUAUAUAACUCCUACUGGUUUAAAAAGAUUCGAAGAAUGGGAAGCCGCUGAAAAAUCUCACAAGAGGUUCGAUGGGAAGAGCUUAUUACUAACAUAUUAUUAUUAUUGCUAGCAGAUGAGAAACACAGAGAUCAUUGAUUGCUACAUUGAUUUCCUACUCUUUUUUUUUUUUUUAAUUUGCGAUAGGGCCCAUUAUAACCAUGAUUUAAAUAAAAUAGGGAAAACAUGAUUAAAAAGCUUUAUAUAGACACGAGUGGUAGCCUUUCGUACUAUGUCUACUAAGAUCAACUGAAAUUAUAGAUUUUUUUUUUUUGGUGCAAUCCAAAAUUAUAGAUGAAGUCUGGUUCAUACAAGAAGACAAAAUCAAUAUAUGAAAAGGCUUGUUUAAUCUCAAAAAUUAUGUACUUCAAAUUAUAUAUUGUAAUCUUGUUUGGCUAUAAUUAUAGAAAUUGUUAAAGAAUGUAAAGGAAAUUGUAAAUUGACUGAAAG
This is a messenger RNA of Thlaspi arvense, 1580 nucleotides long. The record is from the annotation of a GenBank genome assembly. NCBI's taxonomy places the organism in Eukaryota, Viridiplantae, Streptophyta, Magnoliopsida, Brassicales, Brassicaceae.